Molecule: messenger RNA, 1462 nt
Organism: Syngnathus acus (greater pipefish)
Lineage: Eukaryota; Metazoa; Chordata; Actinopteri; Syngnathiformes; Syngnathidae
Product: regulator of G-protein signaling 21-like
Exons: 5
Coding region: 304-864 (186 amino acids)
Source: RefSeq, a predicted model, not a curated record
AGGGUUGAGAAUAGAUAGAUAACAAAAGAACAAGAAGGCAUACGCUGCAAGCGAGUCCAACAUCAAGAGGAGGAAGCAACGCAGUCAAGCGCGACUUGCUGUUCUUUGCGAGACAGGAGGAGGAGGAGGAGGAGGAGGAGGAAGGGGCGCUUCCUCUUCAGGCUGCUGAUGUAUCCCAGAAGCCCCUGCCCACAGCAGCAGGAGACCUCGAUAUAAAAAGCAGCCGGCUCAGGCUCGGGCAAGUGUGUCUCAGCCGCGGCAUGACCCGGACCGGGAGCCGGAGAAGUUGGACUUAACAAAACAAUGCCAAGCCUAAUUGUCCAAGCACCUGCACAGCACCACUUCAUCAUGGACAGAGAUGACAGGAAGCGCAACAAGAACAUCGGAAAGAACUUCAUGUGCCGACUCCAGUGCAUGUUCUCGCACUCAUCCGGUUCUGAGAGCAGGCUGACUUUAGAAGAUACCCAGCAAUGGUCCCAGUCUUUGGAACGCCUUCUGGAUUCCAAAUACGGAUUAGCGGCGUUUCGCAACUUUUUGAAAUCUGAAUACAGCGAUGAGAAUAUCGAGUUCUGGCUCACCUGCGAGGACUACAAGAAGAUUAAGUCGUCAUUUCGAAUGGCGUCCAAAGCCAAGAAGAUUUAUGAACAAUUUAUCAAAGCGGAAUCUCCCAAAGAGAUCAACAUUGAUUAUCACACUCGUGAGCAGAUCAAACGAAGCGUCAAAAGCGCCACCGUGCACUGUUUCGAUGAUGCUCAGAAGAUGGUUUACGGGCUGAUGGAAAGAGACUCGUACCCGCGGUUCCUGCGCUCGGACAUUUACAGAACUCUACUGGAAAACCUUUCGGCCGACGCCACAAAGGGAUGAAAGCGAAAGCGCGCCAACGGACAUCCAACUCAUGACUGGAAAGCUGGACCCUCUUCAGCAGGGAGGAUUGGUUUUGUCGGAUGGCCAAUAAGACAAAAACGGAAAAGGCCAAGAAGUCGUCACCGGGCCUUCCACUUUGGAUUUCCACACUGAGCACUGUGCACCUAUCAAUGUGAAAGGACUCAAGAAAACCUGCCACCACUCCUGAAAAAAUUAAAAUGACGGGAUGCAACUGAGUUGUUGCGGCUUUUGGCAAACAUAGAAACUCUGAACGACUGACACCUGCUCUGAUCAAUGAGCUGACAACACAUACACAUACACGCACGCACGCAAAUACAACAGACCAGACCUCAACGUCCGUCUUUGCAGAGUUGCUUCCUUUGUGAUAAACGAUAAAGAUUGCAAAAUAAGAAUCCCACUAACUUCAAUAUGUGCGUUUUGGAAGAUGGUGAUACUAUGCUAUCACCAUUUUUCAAGUUUUUAUUCAUACAUUUAUUGACAAUGGGAGGCAUGCCAUUGUUGCGAUUCACCGAACAUUACAGCUCCGAUGGGGAGUGAAGGCAACGUGAAGCUUCAAAUUUGCCUCAUGAAUCAGUCU